This is a messenger RNA of Spea bombifrons (plains spadefoot toad), 1066 nucleotides long. RefSeq names its product metabolism of cobalamin associated B (gene MMAB). Lineage: Eukaryota; Metazoa; Chordata; Amphibia; Anura; Pelobatidae. The transcript has 9 exons. The coding region runs from base 32 to 712 and encodes 226 amino acids. The record is from RefSeq and is a predicted model, not a curated record. Gene Ontology annotation, molecular function: corrinoid adenosyltransferase activity.
GUGGUGCGAGGUGUAGGCGGGGUACGGUGUCAUGGCAGCUGCCGUGUUUAUGUGUCGUAGGGUUGCGCGCGGGGUGAUAGUGGGUAGGCGGCUGUUCUGUGAUAAUGGAGCAGAAGAAAGCUCCAUCAAGAAACCCAAGAAGUUCCCCAAAAUCUAUACGAAAACAGGAGAUAAAGGUUUCUCCAGCACAUACACAGGAGAGAGGAGGCCUAAGGAUGAUCUGGUAUUUGAAGCACUGGGAGCCACUGACGAGUUGAGCUCAGCUAUUGGGCUAGCCAGAGAAUUUGGACUUGAUGCUGGUCUCCCAUUUGUGUCCGAGCUUGAGAAGAUUCAGUGUAUGCUGCAGGAUAUUGGUUCAAACAUUGCAACACCCCUGUCUUCUGCCAGACAAAGCCACAUAGUCAAAACAACAUUCAGCUCAGAACCUGUCCAGGAACUGGAGCAGUGGAUAGAUAAAUACACAGCACAGCUUCCCCCGCUGCAUAACUUCAUUCUUCCGUCAGGAGGCAAAACCAGCGCAUCCCUGCACGUUGCCAGAGCUGUAUGUCGCAGAGCAGAGAGACGCACAUUCAAAAUCAUAAAGGACGGAGAGGCAGAUCCAAAUGUUGGAAAAUAUUUGAACAGGCUGAGUGAUUACCUUUUUACAUUGGCAAGGUAUGCAGCCAAAACAGAAGGCAAACCCGAGACAUCAUAUACAAGGAUACAAGCAUGAAGUCUCCGUUAAUCAACAUAGGGAGCACCUUUGUUAUUUAGACUUGAUGGUGACACAACCAGAAAAAGAUGCUCAAAGCACAGUGUCUAUGUGGUGUCCAGACUUUACAAUGGGCUCCUGUUAAACAUGGUGAAGGGGUAUGCCGAGAACCAUUCCAUACUGGGAUUUAAAGGAACAGACAAAGUUAGAAGUCUAAACGUCAGCUACUGAACAAAAUACGACAUUGUCUGUUAGUAUGGCACAUAUGGAGCGUUAUUUCUUAAAGGGGAGUGAUUAAGUGUUAUUUUAUAUCUGAAAGAUAACAGUCUGAAAUAUUUCCAAUAUUGUUUAAUUAAAUUGAUUUUCUUCAGUAAA